UUUAUAUUCACUUAGUAUAAGGGCUAGAACUUCAGCAGAGGCUUAUUUGGUCCUUCCAAGCGCAGCGUUCAUUAUUCUAUUGCGCAUUACAUCGCCUUCAUCAGAUUUGUUUGGUUCGUCUCUUUUUAUCUUUUCCAGGAAAUUACUGUGAUAAAGGAAACUGAAAACAUGACUGACGAUAGAAGAGUUCACCCAGAUUGUAGGAAUGCUUCGAACCCUUAUCAUGAAUGCAGCGAAUAUUGCUUCAAGUUAAUAGCGGAAAUAAAGAAGCAAAUGAGCAAAGCUGAAACAGGUGUAUUGCAAGCUAAUACUGUUGAUGUUCAUCGCUCCUCUGUUGUGAGUUCCGAUGGGGGUGAAGGUGCACCUGAUGAAAGGGAUGUUGUUGGAAGUCACAGUGAUGCAGAUGAUCAAGCUGAUGGAGAGGAUAAUAUGGGACAAGAUGCCGCGAAUCUCACAGGGAGGAAGAAGAAGUUAUUUGAAUUGAGGUUAAAAAUGAAUGAGGCAAGAAAAGCUAAUCAAUCUGCAAUGGUAGCAGAGAAGAAAAAAACAGAAGCUCCACCAGAGUCUAGGGGAAUGUCCAAGCAAAAAUGGAUUGAGGAGAGGAAGAAGAAAAUUGGAAAGUUGUUGGAUGCCAAUGGGUUAGAUAUGAGCAAGGCAUAUAUGCUAGAUACACAAGAGUCUGCAGAGGUUAAGUACAAGAAGUGGGAGAAGGAGCCUGCUCCAGCUGGUUGGGAUGUUUUUAAUCAGAAGACGCUAUACGAUGCAUACAAGAAGCGGACAAAGAAUGUUGCUGUUGAUGUAGAUGAGUACAAUAGAAUGAAGGAAGCUGACCCAGAAUUUUAUCGAGAAGCUUCUAGUCUCCAGUAUGGGAAGGCACCAAAAUUAUCAGACGACAAGAUAGAGAGGAUGGUGAAGGAGCUCAAGGACAGGGAUGAGAAGCGCCAAUCAUUUAGUCGGAGGAGAAAGUUCCAUGAAGAGAAAGACAUUGACUCUAUUAAUGAUCGUAACGAGCACUUCAAUAAAAAGAUUGAACGUGCAUUUGGAAAAUACACCUUGGAGAUCAAGAAUAACCUCGAGAGAGGAACUGCAUUACCUGAUUGAGGUAUUAACAUGUUAUGUCAAUGUGUACUUUUCUGUAUCCAAGAGCAGUCUUAUGACGAGGAUGCUCCUUGAUCUGUUGCUUUCCUGUAUCAUGAUUUCAGUGUUAUGAAUUUCUAUCUCUCAACCUGAUGCAAAUGCUUGUAAGUUCCAUUAUUUGCAAGAAACUUUUUAUUGUAGACCAGAAAAAUGUAAAUAUCUAAAAUCCUUUCCCCUCCCUAAAUGAAAAGGUUUGAAUCGGGAAAUGAUCUAUUAAGAGUAUGAGCUUUUUUUGAGA
This is a messenger RNA of Solanum pennellii, 1375 nucleotides long. Its product is annotated as pre-mRNA-splicing factor syf2. The record is from RefSeq and is a predicted model, not a curated record. Bases 169 to 1101 code for a protein of 310 amino acids. NCBI's taxonomy places the organism in Eukaryota, Viridiplantae, Streptophyta, Magnoliopsida, Solanales, Solanaceae. The transcript has 6 exons. Gene Ontology annotation, cellular component: Prp19 complex; post-mRNA release spliceosomal complex; catalytic step 2 spliceosome.